Molecule: messenger RNA, 2851 nt
Organism: Pomacea canaliculata
Lineage: Eukaryota; Metazoa; Mollusca; Gastropoda; Architaenioglossa; Ampullariidae
Exons: 2
Coding region: 794-1966 (390 amino acids)
Molecular function (GO): protein binding
Source: RefSeq, a predicted model, not a curated record
AUCGACUUGUGUGGUCGAAUCGGCAAGCAUUGAGUUAAUUGGCCCACUAAUUAGACCUCGAAGUAAUUUUUAAAUCUGAUGAACUAAUUUGAUUGAGCAUCUAGCAAUGAAACCGUGCUUAACUAUACCGGUGUGGGUUUAAGCUUGAGGGUUUUUUUUUUUUUUCCCAGUGUGUAUGACUUAUGUCAAUGAGCGAUUGGACCUUCCAAAGUAAUGCUAUUCCUGUUUCUAUAAACGCUGGGUGUGACACACAGUAUAAAAAAUCGUUUAAAUAAAAUACAUUUAAGAAAACGCGCAAUUAAAAAAUCGCAAGGUAGAUCUAACUAUAGCGUUUCUUGGCUUAAAAUCGGAGUAGCUUCCCCUGAUUAACUGUUAACUGUCUCCCAUGGUGAUGAUAUCGCUUGGGCAGUAAUGCUUGUAGCUAUUGUCCAGACUUCACCUGCGAGUCUGCGACCAAAGUAUAGCACAGAUCAUGAAUAGCAAGAAAAAAGUGCUUACAAACUUGAUUACUUCAAUUUUCUUCUUGGGGUAUAAGUCACUUCGAAACAGAUGUCUGUAUAUUUGCCUUUGGUCAGAGGAUCGGCCGUUUGUUUUGGUGUCAUUUGAUAUACGUACUAUACUUGGUUCUUGUAAUAUUACGUUUUACUCAUUCUUUUUGAAACGAACUUGUGGCUAUACUUUGUAGUUUUUUCAUAAAUAUAUCUUCAUAAGCGAGUUAAGUAGCAAGAAGCAUAUCACAAUGCAGCGAGUAUAAAAUUUAAAGAGACGAUCGAAUCGUUGCGUCUGUGUGAAGAUGACCCGCCGAUUGUCGAAGUCAUGUAAUCAAGAGAAUAUCAAUGAACUGAUGAUGGCUGCUUCAGAGUGUAAUGUUAGACUUCUCAGAAAGCUAUUUAGAGAAGGAGCAACCACCUCGGCUCGCGACAAGCAAGGGAAAAAUGUUAUAUACCAUGCCUUUGCAAACACACCUGAAACUAAAGAGUUAGUAGAGCUGUUCCAAGUUCUUGGUGAGAGUGGAGUUGACUUUAAUUCCAAUCUGGACUUGGAUGGAUGUUCAGCGUUGAUUACUGCUGCCACUCUAGACUGGCCAGAAGUUGUCCAGAUCUUAAUAACUUUUGGAGCAGAUGUCAAUGACCAAGGCAUGCCCAAAUUUGGUGCUUUUGUCUCCACUGACCUCUCUAUGCAAGGGUAUGGUGACCAAGUCAACCAGACUGUUGGGGACAAGGAUCGUUUCAUCUUUUCCAAAGGCUGUGGACAAUCUGUCUCGCCUUUAUUAUGUGCCAUCAUGCUCAAAAGACAGGUCAUCACAGACAUUCUUCUGUCAGCCGGAGCAGAUUGUCAGCAGAUGUCUGUAGGAUCUUUCUGGAGAAGCUCCAGAAUAGGAGCUUGCUCCGUUUGUGAUGUCAGUGUUAAUGCUAUCCACCUAGCAGCCUACAAAGGAGAAGAUCGCCUCCUUCAAAAGCUGUUGGAUGUAUGCCAGAAGAAGAGUUUAGAAACACACAGGGACACCAAAAAGCCUUUUGUCUCAUGUUUGUCUUCUGAAUACGAACUCACACCCCUGUGGCUAGCCCUUCUUAGAGGUGAGACUGAUGCUGUGAAAACCCUUCUGGCUUAUGACCACCCAAGAGCACCACCUUGUCUCUUUGGCUCAGGGUUAUAUAUUGCAGUUGAGGAGGGCCAUUUUGAACUGGCAAAGAUCCUCAUGCUGUCAGGUUACAAUAUUAAUGAGGAUAUGGAGUGGAUUGAGAGUGAAAGUUAUCCAACUGGAAACAAAGACAUGAAAGACUUUAUAAGAAACUUUUGCUGUGAGCCACAGGCAUUGCUGAUUAUUUGUCGAGAUGUUUUGCGAUGCCAUAUGGGACCAAGGUUGUCGUCAUAUCUGAAGAUGAUUAAUGUACCACAAAAGAUCCAAGAUCUGCUGUUGUUGAAGGAGAUUCUUUCUUGUGAAGAACUUAAUUCUUCUAAAUAAAUGUGAAAGUUAGUGUCAGACAUAAAAGAUUUCCACCUUAAAAGUAUGUGUGUCUAUUUUCUGACUGCUGCAAAACUUGAUUUUUUUCUUGAUCAUCUAUUUAUAAUAAAAAUAUUAGUUAUAAACAUAAAGCUCUGAGAUUAUACAUUAAAUCUUAAUUACUUUUAAGGAUUUCCUUUCUUUUGACUGUAGGUUUUUUAUUUUAUAGAUUUUACCAGUUCAAAAUUUGCUAAGGUCUGUCUUAUAAUAAGAAAACCACUAUAUAGCCUGUGUGACAGUUUACAUAUACCUUUGUACCAUUAUGUUAUAUCAGAUUAUUAACACAAACCAUUGUUUUUGAUUUCAGAGUUAAAAAGAACAUAAUUUUAUUAUUAAAUAGAAAUUAUUUGUUGAUAUUAACUUCAUCAUAGUUGUUGCAAGAUGGUUACGCCUAUCAGAUUGUAACACUGUUGACAAAAAAGUAAAAACUUGCCUAUAAAAAAAAUUAUAGAACCGAAUUACCACAAAAGCAGCAUAACCCUACUGUUGCAUGAUGUCAGAGAAGCUCUCUAGUACUCUAGUCAGAUACAAUCUUGAGAUUUGAAAGUAUUAUUUAUCUUGGAUUGGUUUUUUUGUAUAGGCUUAUAGUAGGUGGGGUUUGGAUAUUGACCUCACAUCACACCUGCAUCCCCAUUUUUUAUAAUCAAUGACAGUAGGGCUGUAGUGCAUUUGUGCCAAAAAUUAUUGAAGAGAUCAAACUGUGCAUUAGAGCUGACAUAUGCUUGAAAUACAUUUAUUGUAAUUCAAAGGAUCAUACAUACUUGGGGUUGCUGAAGUCGAAUCAUGCAAAAAACAUGCAUGGCAACCUGGCAGUGCAUUGUUCAAAUGAGAGAGCCAAACAGUUAA